GCAGGUGCCGGGCGGUCACCUGAUCCUUGCCAGCUGAUUUUUGACGGCGAGCAUUAUCUCUACAUCUCCGUCUCCGACUGGAAGCGCGUCGUAAAACAGGCAGUAAAGCUGGUGUGUGGAAGUGAAGUCAGUGAAAGGCACAGAAACGAAACUGUCAUGGCUCCAACUCUGUAUGACGAGAAGCCCGAGGUUGGGGACUUGGUGGAGAUUUUCCGUGGCACCUAUCAGCACUGGGCUGUGUACAUAGGAGACGGCUAUGUUGUGCACUUGGCACCCCCAUCCGAGGUUCCUGGGGCAGGAGCCAGCAGCAUGAUGUCUGUCCUCUAUGAGAAGGCCAUAGUGAAGAGAGAGGAGCUGUGGGAUGUGGUGGGUACCGACCACUGGCAAAUCAACAACAGCCUGGACAAGAAGUACGAGCCCCGCCCGGUGCAUGUUAUUGUGAGGGAGGCCCGCUCGCUGGUGGGAGAGGAGCUGCCCUACUGCGUCUUCAGGGGCAACUGUGAGCACUUUGUUACUGAGCUGCGCUACGGCAAGGCCGAGUCCCGGCAGGUGCGUAAGGCAGGAGAGGUGGUCGUAGCAGCAGGCGUGGCCACAGUGGUGGGCCUGGGUCUGGUGGCCCUGGCAGGAGCCCUGUUUGGAGGUGGGAGCAAAGAGAAGAGCAGCAAGCAGUGAUUGAUGUCCCAGUUCACCUGUUGGCUUGUUCAACCCUUUGAAACCCCAGCAAAUUCUCUUGGUUUCCUUCAGAAACAUGGGAAAAAAAUAAAAAAUGGUGAUGUGCAGAAUGGCAAGAAAUGGCAUAAAAAAAUAGCAAGAAAUUAGUAAAAAUAAAUAAAUAAAUAAAAUUAAAAAGAGAGAAAAUAUCCAGAAAAUUAUUAGGAAAAAGACCAAAUAAAUAAAUAUCUCACAAAAUUUUCAAAGAAAUACAGCAAAUUCUGUUGAGGGCGUGAGGUCAAACCUGUCAAUAGGCUCCUGGGUUUCAAAGGGUUACCUGAUCACCAGCAAGACCUAAAUGUUACUGAGCGCUCCCAGCCACAGAUAACACUGCCCGAGUCACUUCCAACCAUCUGCAAGUCAGCGGCUGUUAGUGUAUCAGCAUUUCUCCAGCCCAAAUCCCAAAGCAGCCCCAAACUUGUCCCACCCCAUGGACUGAUGGUUGUACCUUCAACGACUUUGUGUAAUGUUAACCCUCUCUGCAUCUGUCCCGCAUUUCAUCUUUGGUUUCCAUAGGAGGGAAGAACAGAUUAGUUUGGGAUCAAAGCCUCAUAUUUUUCCAAUCUUUUUAACAUUUAUACAGACCGCAGACAAAAGCACAAUAUUGUGAGAGAAGAGGUAUGAGCCCCUCUCUGGUCUACAGCAGCCAGGUAAUGCCAAUAACAAUGGUGCCAUGAGGACAGCUAGACUAAGCUAGAAUGUUUUAACAUAAAAUAGGGAAUACUUUAUAAUCUUUCAUAUAACUGAUUUGUUGAUUGUGCCUGGUAUUUACUCUACUCAAGUUCUUAAAAUAAAUAGGGAAGGUUGUAAAGGAAUAUAGUUUGGAAAUUUGUGUUUUUAAGCUUGGAAACAAUAUGCAAAAUGGGAAAAUGAUUUUGCUUAUACUGUGGAAGUGUGUUCACUUGACUAGAUAAAAAAAAACAAAAAACACUAACAACACUGACAAAUGAGAUGCAUAUAAAGGAAUAUUAACCUUAUAAAACAAAGUUCUUUAUCAUCACUUCCUUAGACAUACUACUACAUAGUAAUGUCCAACAAUAAACUUUAACCAGUUUAAUGAAAGUGAUACUAUGUUUCACACAAAGGUCAAGGAAUUUAAAGGUGCAAUACAAUAGAGUACUGUUGCAGUAAGGGUUACAUAGAAGUGAGAGGGAAAAUGUGGAUCUUGAACUAAACAAAUUAAGAGCCUGCAGUUUGCCUCUGAAAAAUGACUCACUGUUUUAGAUGUAUUUUGUAACAGUUGGUGUUUAUUUGACAUUUAAUGAUCUACACUUUGAUUAAAGAAAAGUUUAACUGUGAA
Molecule: messenger RNA, 2011 nt
Organism: Myripristis murdjan (pinecone soldierfish)
Lineage: Eukaryota; Metazoa; Chordata; Actinopteri; Holocentriformes; Holocentridae
Product: phospholipase A and acyltransferase 3-like
Exons: 5
Coding region: 157-672 (171 amino acids)
Biological process (GO): N-acylphosphatidylethanolamine metabolic process
Cellular component (GO): cytoplasm
Molecular function (GO): glycerophospholipid phospholipase A1 activity; A2-type glycerophospholipase activity
Source: RefSeq, a predicted model, not a curated record